Messenger RNA from Drosophila subobscura, 572 nucleotides. RefSeq lists its product as uncharacterized. The coding region runs from base 56 to 535 and encodes 159 amino acids. The record is from RefSeq and is a predicted model, not a curated record. The transcript is spliced from 3 exons. NCBI's taxonomy places the organism in Eukaryota, Metazoa, Arthropoda, Insecta, Diptera, Drosophilidae.
UCUUUUUACACAACAAAAUUCCAGUCCAACAGUUCGAAGGAGAAACGGUUCGGAAAUGCUAAAAUACGAAAACAUUUGGCAGCUGUUGGCCGUCGUUGUGCUACUGCAGGUGCAGGGUCUGCGGGCUCAGUGCGCCGACUGCAGCCAGCACUGGGGCUAUCCUUGCAAGGCCAAUGUCACGGGCUACUACUGUGCGCCAGGGUCCGCCAUCGAUACGGUGCCAAUGGUGCAGGAGGACUACGAGACGAGCACCAUUGAUCCCAUGGACAUUUACAAGCAGUGCACGCCCUAUCCCUUUGCUCUGAGCAAAAUCGGCAGCUACUGCUGCGUCUAUUCCCCAAAGAUUGGCUGCCAGGCGGCCAUCAAUACCCACAUGUACAAGUACGAGUCGAAUCCUGUGGUCUACUGCAAGCGCUGCAUCGAUCGCUGCCUCUGCGACAGAGGGGACAAGGGCAACCAUCGGGCAAGACCCUGGCCAUUGGGCAGUCUGCUGUUGGGUGUUCUGGCGAUCAUGGCACUCGGACUGCAAUGCUAAAUUUAAGUGUAAAUUCUGAGUGUAAAUUCGGGUGUUA